AUGAACUUAUCAGGCGUUGCCUUGGUUACAGGUGCGGGUGGUGCUAUCGGGAGGGCCGUGGCACUCGGGUAUGCUCGACACGGAGUAACACGGAUUGCUGGACUGGAUCUUAGCAGUAAUGGCCUCCAAGAAACUGCAUCAGAACUUGCAUCUUCGUAUCCGGGAGUCCAAUUUCUUCCAAUUGUGGUAGACCUGGCAUCCGAGGAACAAGUGGCCAAAGCAAUCGCGCAAGUGGUCGCCGAAUAUGGUGCCAUCCACUACGCGGCCAACAAUGCAGGUAUCGGACGGCCGUACGGACUCACUCAUGAGACCGAUACAGCCGACUUUGAACAAGUUAUGAGUGUGAAUGUCAGAGGGGUAUUUCUAUGCGAGAAGUACGAACUACAACAGAUGGCGAAGCAAGACGCUCGACCAGUUAAUCCUCUGGUCCCGUCUGCGUUGGAACGGGGUUCGAUUGUUAACACCGCGUCAACAUUGGGUCUCAGAGUGAUGCCCUUGCUGAGUGUAUACAACACGUCCAAACACGCAGUCUUGGGCUUGACGAGAACGGAUGCCGUCGACUACGCACGACAGGGAAUUCGUGUCAACGCCGUAUGCCCGGGAUUUGUCGACACCCCUCUCCUGCUGGAUUCGACGAGGCAAGCGCUGGCGAGCACGAUUGAAAGGAUACCGCAAGGACGCUUGGCUAGCCCAGGCGAAGUUGCCGAUACUAUAUGUUUUCUAUCUGGUGGGAGCGCCUCUCACAUUAACGGGGUCGCAUUGCCCAUUGAUGGAGGCUUCACAGUAACGUAG
Exophiala spinifera is the source of this 792-nucleotide messenger RNA. RefSeq lists its product as uncharacterized. The coding region runs from base 1 to 792 and encodes 263 amino acids. The record is from RefSeq and is a predicted model, not a curated record. The transcript has 2 exons. Lineage: Eukaryota; Fungi; Ascomycota; Eurotiomycetes; Chaetothyriales; Herpotrichiellaceae.